Molecule: messenger RNA, 3119 nt
Organism: Sesamum indicum (sesame)
Lineage: Eukaryota; Viridiplantae; Streptophyta; Magnoliopsida; Lamiales; Pedaliaceae
Source: RefSeq, a predicted model, not a curated record
AAUCCUUUCUUGCACGUGUAAGUCUCGUGUUUAUUAGUCUGCAAUCAUGUAGUGCGAUCAUGUCUGUGAUUUUGAACGGAUUCUUGAUAUUCUUGGCAGGCAGAACGAUGCAUGCUGGAAAAGCUUGUUUGAGUUCGGUGUCGAGGCGGACGAGGAGCCAGUGGGACGCGUUCUACAGAAGUCGGCACGAUGAGAUUAAGAAGAAGUCCGAUCAAGAGAGUGGUUGUGUUGGCAAUGAAGGAUGUGGUAUGAAAUAUGAUGUGAGAAUUCAAGAUUUUGAGACUAGGAAUGAGAGUUUUGGGGAAAAGGGCAUUGGGAAGGAUGCUGAUUCUAUGAGUAGUGAGGAUGUUGAGAAUUCUGUGUCUUCGGGAGAUUUGGAGGACUCUGAAAGAAGCAGUCACUGUGAGGACGAUGCUGAUGAUUCUGAUAAGGACUAUAAAGUGAAAAUAUGCAAAUAUGUGCAGAAGAAAGGAGCACAAAAGGUUGGGAGGGCGGUGAGGAAAAAUGGCGUUGGAGCUGAAGGACCUGUGGAUUUGAUAAACAAGUUGGUGGACUCAAUAUGGAAGGAAAGGCAUUUAGUGAAAGAAAAGCCAGCUUCUGUUAAAGAGAAUGAUUGGAGUAAUACUACGCUGCCAUUGAAGUUCAGGCUGACGGAUGAUCAGGAGUCCUGUUUAGCAGAGAAAACAGAUUGGGAGAUGGAAAUUGACUCUCUGUUUAGUGAUUUAGAAAUUGGACUCUGGGAAUCUGAGAUUGGAUGCACAAAUUCUUCAACAAAAGAUGAUGAAAGUACUGUCUCCACAGAUAAUGAUGAAAAUCCGGUUGCGCGUUGUGGUCUAGGGGAGCAUGAUCUUGUUGUUGAUGAACAGAUAGGCAUCAUUUGCAAGUGUUGUUAUGCUGUGCUGCUGGAAAUAAAAUACGUUUUGCCACCUUUUGUAAGUAUAUGAACUUGCUCAUUUCACCUUCUGUGUCCAUAAAAAAAAAUUGCUAGAUUUGGCUCAGUUUGAGGCAAAUCAACUGUUGAAAAAGGACUAUUUCAACUAAUGUUAAGACUCGAUAAAGCGUUGAGUUUCUCUUAUCUCCUGCAGUAUGUGGAAUCUCCCGAGAGACAUGAAAGGAAGUACGUGGUAGAAUCACAGAACUCCAUCAUGAAUCAAAUUCCGUUUCAGGGCUCUCCUUGUGGUAAUCUGGAGUCAUCUUCUGUUCAUUCUGAGGGCACAGUUUUGGAUUUGAUUCCUGAUGCUGAUAAAGAACUGUACCCACAUCAACUGGACGGAUUCAAGUUCUUGUGGAGGAACAUAGCUGGAGACAUUCACAUCAAGAAACUGGAAAAGCUACCAGGGAAUGGUGGAAGAGGCUGCAUAAUCUCGCACGCCCCUGGCACUGGCAAAACCCGACUGACCAUUGUGUUUCUCCAAACAUUCAUGAAGCUAUACCCGGCCUGUCGCCCUGUGAUUAUAGCUCCACGAGGCAUGCUCCUGACUUGGGAACAAGAACUCAAGAAAUGGAACGUCGGCAUAAGGUUCCACAAUUUGAAUGAGGCAAAGCUAUCUAGUGAGGAAACUGCAAUUGCUGCCGGUAUUAUUGGCCAAACAGGGAAUCAAGAAAAGAACAAAGACUACAACCGAUUCAUAAAGCUGUACUCCUGGAUGAAGGGUGGAAGUAUAUUGGGAGUCGGUUAUCGUUUGUUUGAGGAGCUUGCUGGAGAAAAUGAGAAAAAACAUUGUAAUGGUAAAUUCAAGAAAAUACUCCUCGAAUUGCCAGGCAUUUUAGUGCUGGACGAAGGGCAUACCCCUCGAAACAAUCAAAGCCUAAUGUGGAAGGCUUUGACAAAAACAACAACGCAAAGGCGCAUAAUUCUCUCCGGGACACCUUUUCAGAACAAUUUUUCAGAGCUUUAUAAUACACUCUGCCUAGUGAACCCGAGAUUUUCUCAUCAGAUCAUGUCUGAAACCAGCUGUGGCAGAAAUCUUACUAAGAAUGCAGGGAGAAAAAGGAAGGCCAAUGCAGCAAGAGAUGAGUGGGCAAAUCUGACAAGUUCCAUCAGCAAAACCGAUAGUGAUGCUGAUGGAUUAAAGAAGCUUCGUUCAAUGAUCGAACCUUUCGUCCACAUACACAAAGGUAGUAUACUGCAAAACACUCUUCCAGGAAUGAGAGACUGUUUGGUUAUCUUAAGACCAACGGAUUUGCAAAGGAAACUACUCCAAAACGUCGCUCGAGUUGACAAAUUUCUAGAGCAAGCUUACUUAGCUUCUCUCAUCUCAGUCCACCCUUCACUUGUAGCAGAGAAACCAGAGUUCUCAGAUCACAAAAGAAAGCUGAAAUCCCUGGCAUCAGACCCCAAUGCUGGAGUAAAAACACGGUUCCUGAUCAAGCUGAUCCAACUCUCCAUCCGUCUCCAUGAGAAAGUCUUGGUAUUCAGCGAGUUCAUCGACCCUUUACUCCACAUCAAGAACCUGCUAAAGUCCCACUUCUCCUGGAACGAAGGCCGGGAAAUAAUUUACAUGGACGGAGACCAAGGCAUAAAGCAGCGCCAGCAUUUGAUCAAUUCGUUCAACGACAAACAUGGGGAGGCUAAAGUUCUACUUGCAUCACAAAGAGCUUGCUCGGAAGGAAUAAACUUAGUCGGGGCAUCAAGGGUGGUGCUGCUAGACGUGGUGUGGAACCCGUCGGUGGAGAGGCAGGCCAUCUGCCGAGCAUACAGGCUUGGUCAGGAGAAGGUGGUUUAUGUUUAUCAUGUGAUGACUUUAAUGGAGGUGAAGAAAUAUGCAAGGCAGGCGGAGAAAGAACGGAUUUCUGAGCUGAUUUUUUCGUCUAGUGACGGUGGUGGAGGUGGGGGGAGAAGUGCGGGGUGCGAUGGGGUUGUGUCGGAAGAUAAAGUGCUGGAAGCGAUGGUCGGGCAUCAAAGUUUUGGUAGUGUGUUUGAGAGGAUAGUUCACCAGCCAAAGGAAUCGGAUUUGGUGAGGACUUUCGGGUUUGUGGAUCUUAAGCAGUAAACUUGUAUUGUGUUCAUCUUCAUUUCCAACUCUCAACAUACUUAUCAGUAUAAAUAUUGCUGGUUAUUUGUUGAGAUCAAAUAUUUUACAUGUAUCGUGUAUUCAUACAAAUAGGGAUUAAGUCGA